GUCCAGUGGAUAAGCAGAUAGGGAUCCUAAAUUCCUGACACUACACACACUCCAACCGUCGAGAAAUGGCUUCGAUCUCCCUCUUCCCCGCCCUUCACUCCAUUUCUCGCCCUGCAAUUGCAAAUCCAUCCCCAAUUUCCAGACCUUUAUUCGCCCUUCCCUCCUCCUCUAGCUUCACCGUUUCCGCCGCCUCCUUCAGGCAUUCGGCGGUUAAGGGCCGGAGCCGGCCACGCGGCCUGAAACAAGCGAGGGUAGUCGAAGAGGAUGCCUCUAUUCCAGAGCAAGGAGUUGAAGGCGAAGAGCCGUCGCCUUCUCCGUCUGAGCAGCCGGCAGUCACCGUGCCUGUCUCGUCGUCUGAUAUUCUCACCAUGUUCUUUCAGGCAGAGGGGACGCUAAAUGAAUCAGCUGUGCCUUCUGUAACCGAGGCUUUGGAGCAAACGGAUGGUAUCACUGGGUUGAAAGUUCAGCUCGUUGAGGGCAUUGCAUCUGUUGAGCUUACAAAACAAACAACAAUACAAUCUACAGGAGUGGCCUCGAGCUUGAUCGAGACCAUUCAAGGUGCAGGUUUCAAGUUACAAACGUUGAAUUUGAGCUUCGAAGAUAAGGAAGAAGUUUUUAUUUAGAUACUCUUGAUUAUGAAGUCUUAGAAUUGAAAAGAGGGAAAGAGCGAUCACUUUUGAAAGUUAAUGACCAUUUAGAUAUAAAAUUAAAAGUUGAGAGACAUAUUAGACAUUUUUCACCAUUCGAUUAGUUAAAAUUCACAUUAUUUAAACGCCCUUUAUAACGUUCAGCAACAUAUGGAUGAGGAAUUUGAAUAGUUGGUGAUUGAACUAUGUUCAAGUUGAUGAUCGACAUAAGGUAUCACAUAUCCUAGCUUUUUCUUA
Messenger RNA from Cucurbita pepo subsp. pepo (vegetable marrow), 884 nucleotides. Its product is annotated as Heavy metal transport/detoxification superfamily protein. Lineage: Eukaryota; Viridiplantae; Streptophyta; Magnoliopsida; Cucurbitales; Cucurbitaceae. The record is from RefSeq and is a predicted model, not a curated record. Gene Ontology annotation, molecular function: metal ion binding. Gene Ontology annotation, cellular component: chloroplast.